CUAGGCAUCUUAGAGUUCUUAGAUCUCCUUGGGGACAGAAUCCAGCUGCAGGACUUCCGCGGAUUCCGAGGUGGCUUGGAUGUUACGAGAGGUCAGACAGGAACAGAGUCUGUCUGCACCAAUUUCCGGGGCAAGGAGAUCAUGUUCCAUGUCUCUACAAAGCUACCCUUCACAGAGGGAGAUGCCCAGCAGCUUCAGCGGAAGCGCCACAUUAGGAACGAUAUUGUGGCCAUUGUCUUCCAGGAUGAAAAUACUCCCUUUGUCCCUGAAAUGAUUGCCUCCAAUUUCCUGCAUGCCUAUGUGGUAGUGCAGCUUCAUCACCAUGCCCUUGGGGAGACUCUCUACAAGGAGCGGACCCGCAGUGCUCUUCUCGAGAGUCUUUAUGAGGAGCUGCAGAUCCGGAGACGCAGUAUGAUGGGCUUGGCCUCUGGAGAUGAUGACAAGAUAGAGAAUGGGGGUGGUGGCUUCUUUGAGAAUUUCAAGCAGAAUCCCCUCCAGCCAGACAUCCGAAUAUUGUGUGAUGCAGCCCCUGUCCCACUCCUCAUCCAAUGUGAGGAGCUGUUGCAGAAGAGUGAGUGAAAAUGGAACGUCUGAGGAGGAGGAGAUUGAGGCGGUCAGUGUGGGGUCUUCUGAGCCCCUUUCACUCUAGUAAUUCCCCUGUCUCAACUGAGUAGAUACAGCAACCCUAAAAGCUCCCUCUUAACAUCUAGUGAUGGGGGCCUCUUUCCCGUUUCUUUUGUGCAAGAGUUGAUGUGUUCCCUUGAAGGUCCCCAGAAGCAGGACACGCUGGCUCAGAGUGCAUGGUUGGCCGAUAAUGUCUGUACACCCAGCAGUACCAGCUCACCAGUAACUCGUCUGCUCCCUUCCGGCAGCGGUGCAGGCUCCAUGGAGAAGGGGAAAGGUGGCAAAGUGGAUGCUC
Molecule: messenger RNA, 919 nt
Organism: Hemicordylus capensis (graceful crag lizard)
Lineage: Eukaryota; Metazoa; Chordata; Lepidosauria; Squamata; Cordylidae
Product: rap1 GTPase-activating protein 1-like
Exons: 6
Biological process (GO): activation of GTPase activity; regulation of small GTPase mediated signal transduction
Cellular component (GO): cytoplasm
Molecular function (GO): GTPase activator activity
Source: RefSeq, a predicted model, not a curated record